GAGCGCACGGCAUAAAGAUGGCGGAGCGACAGGACGCGCUGAGGGAGUUCGUGGCGGUGACGGGCGCUGAGGAGGACCGGGCCCGCUUCUACCUGGAGUCGGCCGGCUGGGACCUGCAGAUCGCCCUGGCGAGCUUUUAUGAGGACGGAGGGGAUGAAGACAUUGUGACCAUUUCACAGGCAACCCCCAGUUCAGUGUCCAGAGGCACAGCACCCAGUGAUAACCGAGUGACAUCCUUCAGAGACCUUAUUCAUGACCAAGAUGAGGAAGAGGAAGAAGAGGAAGGCCAGAGGAGCAGGUUUUAUGCUGGGGGCUCAGAAAGAAGUGGACAGCAGAUUGUUGGACCUCCCAGGAAGAAAAGUCCCAACGAGCUGGUGGAUGAUCUCUUUAAAGGUGCCAAGGAGCAUGGAGCCGUGGCUGUGGAGCGAGUGACCAAGAGCCCCGGAGAGAGCAGUAAACCGAGACCAUUUGCAGGGGGUGGCUACCGCCUUGGGGCAGCACCUGAGGAAGAGUCUGCAUAUGUGGCAGGAGAAAGGAGGCGGCACUCGGGUCAAGACGUCCACGUGGUGUUGAAGCUCUGGAAGAGCGGAUUCAGCCUGGACAAUGGUGAGCUCCGAAGCUACCAGGACCCCGCCAAUGCCCAGUUUCUGGAGUCGAUCCGCAGAGGAGAGGUGCCAGGCGAGCUGCGGAGGUUAGCGCACGGCGGGCAGGUGAACUUGGACAUGGAGGACCAUCGGGAUGAGGACUUUGUGAAGCCAAAGGGAGCCUUCAAAGCCUUCACUGGCGAGGGUCAGAAACUGGGCAGCACCGCCCCCCAGGUCUUGCACACCAGCUCUCCGGCCCAGCAGGCGGAAAAUGAAGCCAGAGCCAGCUCGUCCGUCCCCAUUGACGAGGCAGAGCCCACCACCAACAUCCAGAUCCGCCUGGCCGACGGUGGGCGGCUGGUUCAGAAGUUUAACCACAGCCACAGGAUCAGUGACAUCCGGCUCUUCAUCGUGGACGCCCGGCCGGCCAUGGCUGCCACCAGCUUCGUGCUCAUGACCACCUUUCCAAACAAAGAGCUGGCUGACGAGAGCCAGACCCUGCGGGAAGCCAACCUGCUCAACGCUGUCAUCGUGCAGCGGCUCACCUAACCGCCCGCCUGCCCUGUGCCCCAGCAGUCCUGUGCCAUGUCCCUCCGUAGCCGCCCGGGGUCUUAGAUCUCCCUUGUUGGACAUUUGUUUUCUCCUUGGUUGCAUUUUCUGGGUUUUUGUGACGAUCAGUGGACUUUAAA
Echinops telfairi (small Madagascar hedgehog) is the source of this 1273-nucleotide messenger RNA. It is a transcript of the gene NSFL1C, whose product is annotated as NSFL1 cofactor. The record is from RefSeq and is a predicted model, not a curated record. NCBI's taxonomy places the organism in Eukaryota, Metazoa, Chordata, Mammalia, Afrosoricida, Tenrecidae. Gene Ontology annotation, molecular function: ubiquitin binding. The transcript has 10 exons. Gene Ontology annotation, cellular component: nucleus; cytosol. Gene Ontology annotation, biological process: proteasome-mediated ubiquitin-dependent protein catabolic process; nuclear membrane reassembly; Golgi organization. The coding region runs from base 18 to 1133 and encodes 371 amino acids.